UUUAUAUUUUCAGGUGCAAAUACAGGUAUAGGGCGGGCCACUGCGACUGAAUUGGCAAAACGUGGGGGUCGGGUCAUUCUAGGCUGCAGGGAUAAACUGAAAGGCGAGGCAGUGGCCAACAAGAUACGAAGUAAAACCAGAAAUCCUGACGUGUAUUCAUAUGAACUAGAUCUCGGACGAUUGGCUUCGGUCAAGGAAUUUGUGGAUAACCUUAACCACCGAGAGCCACUUCUUCACGUUCUGAUUAACAAUGCAGCAUAUAUGGGCCCAAGGGAGACCACUUCAGAUGGAUAUGAGAGGUGUUUUGGAGUUAACUACCUUGGUCAUUUUUAUCUUACAAACCUUCUGACGGAGAAGCUAAAACGCAGUGCGCCGAGCAGAGUAAUAAAUCUCGUAUCCGACAGUUACACGAAGGCAAAGAUGGAUUUUGAGGACCUUGCUUUGACGAACUAUGAUAUUUAUAAGGCGUAUGGGCGAUCCAAGUUGGCAAUGGUUAUAUUCACAAUGGAACUACAUCGUCGAUUGUCGCCCUUUAUUGUGCAAUCCUACGGAGUUCAUCCAGGAAUGGUUUGUACAGAUCUGUUGAGGAACUGGCCUGGGGUGGCCGGAAAUGUACUUCGUGCAUGCGCAAGAGUUUUCUUCAAAUCACCGGAAGAAGGUUGUCAAACAGUUGUGUUCUGCGCUGUAGCCGACAAAUUACGCGACAUGUCAGGAAAAGUCCUUGAAAACUGUACCAUCUACAAGGUAAAGAACUCUGCAAAAGAUAAGGAACUUGGCAAGCGAUUAUGGAAUGUGUCGCUGCAGUUAUGUGGACUUAGCGGGCCGACGGAGGAAACGGAAGAAGAUGUCGUUGCAGACGACAAAGAGAAUGCUGCAAACGGUAAACCGCAACUUGAAAAUAUUGGACCGUUAACCGAUGAGCAAAAGAAGGAUAAGUGAAAACAACAGUUGGUGUUUCGCAAGCCGUUUAUGGCCUUGACAUUACUUACAACGUAUCAAAUAACGAUUCUUCCACUGUUAGCUAAAUAGUAUGAACAUAUUUUGAGAAUUCAAGAGGCGGCACGUUUGAUGAUUCCGACAAGUAGCACUCAAAUUAACUAAUUUUUGGCAAUAUCUAAUUAAAUCGAUGUUAUUUUAAAAAAUUAUUUCUGUUCUUAACAAGGCGUUAAUAUUUUUGGCUUUUAUCAAGAUUUAAUGACAGUUGUAAAGAUAUUUCGGAUUUUUUAAAAAUCAUUCAGGUCUAGAUCUACUAUGCAAAUUAAAUUUUGAAGACAAAAAUGCAAUAUUGCAACAUUCUUGACAUUAUCGCAAGUGUCCUUGUAGAUGAUUCUGUUUUAUAUUUUCAUUUUGCAUCACAUGACCGUCUAUGGUUUUGCUGGUUGGUGUUUAGCGUUGCUAUAGGUUACAGUGUAGUGCCUUGUGUAAUUGCAGUUAAUUGUAUAUUGUUAUUAGAAAACAGUCUUUCAUUUAAUCGUUGUGUUCAAAUCUGAAGGAAAAAAUGUUACUUAAACAAAUUGUGUAUUUUUUGUAGUUUUUCUUUCUUGUUUUUGCCUGUUGGUUGAUUUAAUUAAAGACUGCAUAUUAUGAUUAUGUUUUAGCUAUGCCCUGUGGCGUUCUUGAAGAAAUUUUUGCCAUUUUUAAAAACACAUCACAAGAAAUGAUUCAAAUUAAAAAUAGUUUUUUAGUAAAAUUAUUUAUUCUAUUUUUUCUUGUCUUGCCUGUGGUAAUAUUAUGUUUUAGUCAAGUCCUGUACUGUAAGCUCAGAGUAGUGUUCAUAAAAGUGUGAAAUGAGUUAUUAACAAACAUUGUGACGAAUUAUAAGACAUUUUUGACAACACAACACAACACAACACAAAAGAAACUUCAAUUAGAAAUGCAUGUACUUAUGACGUAAAUUGCAUCCCCUUGAAACUGAGAGGUUGCUGCAAAAGAGUUGAGGCAUCAGUAUUGCUGCCACCGUUGCAGGAGUCUAUGCAUUUCUUAGCUCAAGCAGGUGGGGUGGUUUUGACCACUGUUGUUGUAACACCGAUGUAAGCCAAAAUCAUCUUACCUGUUUCGGCGCCAUAUGACAAAAUUGUGUUUAUUCGCCGUAAAACCAAACAAAACAAAUACGUAAACUAUAGUUCUUCUAUUUUUUUCUUUUAAGACUGUAUAUUGUGCUUAAGUUAAGCCCAGAGAGAGAUGUUGAUGGUACAUGUAUUGUGAAAUACCAUUUUAUUAAACAAAAAAAAUUUUGAAGACUUUCCAUAUCAACAACAAAAAUGAAACUAAAAAAUAUCUUUCAAUUUGGAACACUUAUGUAUCAGUAUAGAUUUUGUUUUGUUACGCAUGCCUUGAUAACCAGUAGUUAUUAUAUUGUUUGUUUUUUAUUUCUCUUCCCAUCAAAAGUAUAUUUCGUAUCGAAAAAUUUUCGCUCUUCGGUGAAAUAUAAAUCGUAUCACUUUUGAUUUAAAAACCAAUUCAAUGUAAUCGGAUUAGUGAUGUUGUGUUUAUUGUAUUGGACUGUUUUGGUUGUUUUGAUGUUUAAUCAUUGAUAUAUACAUGUAUAUAUGCAAAUUUUAUUAUAUAGAAAAUUCUGCAUAAAGCAAUACAAAUAUUUUGAC
Molecule: messenger RNA, 2603 nt
Organism: Ruditapes philippinarum (Manila clam)
Lineage: Eukaryota; Metazoa; Mollusca; Bivalvia; Venerida; Veneridae
Product: retinol dehydrogenase 12-like
Exons: 4
Source: RefSeq, a predicted model, not a curated record